Molecule: messenger RNA, 1907 nt
Organism: Salmo salar (Atlantic salmon)
Lineage: Eukaryota; Metazoa; Chordata; Actinopteri; Salmoniformes; Salmonidae
Product: yippee-like 5
Source: RefSeq, a predicted model, not a curated record
GUUCCCGAGCAGCUAGCUCAUCCUUUACCUCCUCAGAUAAUCCGUGCAGAAAAGUAUUGAAAAGAGACUCCGGAUUCCAGGCACUCUCGGCAGCCAACGUGCAAAAGUCCACCGCGUAGUCUGCCACACUAGGGGAGUUUUGACAUAAAUCAAGCAGUUUGCUGGCCGCCUUUCUCCCGGAUACCGGAGACUCAAAAACUUUUCUGACCUCUGCCAUGAAUUCCUCCAAAUGACUGCAAAUGGUAGAUUGUUGUUCCCAAACUGCCGUAGCCCAGGAGAGCAUCCUUCCCGACAUUAGCGUAAGGUAAAACUCCUUACGUAAGACAACUCCUGGAUGUCUCCUUACAUACCGUUGAUCGGUCUGAAGAAAACAAAGAUGGCUGUAGCUCAAAAAUAAGCGAGCACUGAGAGAAAAAAACCCGGCAGGUACCAGGAUUUCCCGAAUAUCGCUCUGGAGGAGGUCGGUCUCUGCUGACAACAGCACUAUGGGCCGGAUCUUCCUGGACCACAUCGGCGGGACCCGCCUCUUCUCCUGCGCCAACUGCGACACCAUCCUGACCAACCGCUCUGAGCUCAUCUCCACGCGCUUCACUGGCGCCACGGGCCGAGCCUUCCUCUUCAACAAGGUGGUGAACCUGCAGUACAGUGAGGUGCAGGACCGUGUGAUGCUGACGGGCAGACACAUGGUGCGAGACGUCAGCUGCAAGAACUGCAACAGCAAGCUGGGCUGGAUCUACGAGUUUGCCACAGAAGACAGUCAGCGCUACAAGGAAGGCCGCGUCAUCCUCGAAAGGGCGCUAGUAAGGGAGAGCGAGGGCUUCGAGGAGCAUGUGCCCUCUGAUAACUCCUGAGUCGCCCGUCCCUCCUUUCUGCCUUGUGCACCCAACGUCUCUCCCAAUCCCCAGUGUCCCCUACACUCCUCUCCUUAUAGGCAACUACCUGUGUAUCAGCUUCCCACCAGCAAGAAUUGUGUAAAGCUAGACAAGCCUGUAAUUAUGUCCGCCCCUCACAUAUAUUGUACACACAUUUGAGAAUGCACUCGCUCACAGGCUAUAGUGCUUGUGUAUAAUGUACAUGCAUUAGAUUCUGCACGAUACAUGUGUAGACAUUGGACUACAGCUGCCUGAAGAGUAGCGGUUGUGGUUGGGGGAGUAACUUAAUGACCCAACGUGGAGAGCAAGGGCGCAUGGACAGAUGCUAAUGCCUUUGUCAGUGUUACAGCUGUGUAUGUUAAAACAACCGCAGUUGCGUGCGAGAGUGCGCUGGGGGGGGGUUGGUCAAAAAUUGGACCGGGGGAUGAGUAAUGCAAGUAUGCUUGUGUUUAGGAUGAAAUAUUAUUUAAGUUUUAGUGAGAAUGGGUGUGGAAAUCAUCUUUCUGAAUAUUGUCAUUAAACCCAGUUUCCAUUUGCUUUUAUUAACAAAUAUUAGUUAGUUGAUAGUUUUAGUUUUGACUGUUUGAGCAUUAUAAAACUGAUGUCAACCCUCACUUUGAUCCCGAUGACAAAUGCAUGUGUGUACUAAAGCCUCAUGUCUGCCGAUGGAACGACAGCACGCCUAGACUAUAGAACCUGUUAUCAACCUCAAAUGCUGACAAUUGUGUAACAAUUAUCAAAAGACAACUUGACCAUUGUGUAAAUGUGACCAAAAAAAACCAUGAACCCGCCAUUGUUGACAAUAUUGUGGUUUUAAGUUCUGUGUUUUCAGUGCAGUGCUGUGUUUUCUUUUUGGGGUGCGUAGUCUUGCGAUGCCAUCCUUCCAAUCCUCGUUCAUCACUCAGCUAUUGGAACAAAAUGAAAUCGUGAGAAAGCCUGGGAAACUAAGUAGGGGUUGAGUUAAAGCUGUUUUUUUUCCUUUGUCAGGCCUCCGGUUGAUGGAUUAUAAUAAAGAAAUUGAUCGUAUGAAAUCAA